Molecule: messenger RNA, 2897 nt
Organism: Camponotus floridanus (Florida carpenter ant)
Lineage: Eukaryota; Metazoa; Arthropoda; Insecta; Hymenoptera; Formicidae
Gene: Jra
Product: transcription factor AP-1
Exons: 1
Coding region: 711-1526 (271 amino acids)
Biological process (GO): regulation of cell population proliferation; regulation of transcription by RNA polymerase II; regulation of cell cycle
Cellular component (GO): transcription regulator complex
Molecular function (GO): transcription factor binding; DNA-binding transcription factor activity, RNA polymerase II-specific; RNA polymerase II cis-regulatory region sequence-specific DNA binding
Source: RefSeq, a predicted model, not a curated record
UAGUUGGGUGUUCACAAGUUGUCGAGCCAUCGUCGUGCACGGGUAAAUACGCCUUUGCUCGCGCAACGAUCGUCGCGAUCUCUGCAUUCCGCAACAGAGAGACGGCACACGCGCACCGUUCGCGUCGCCGUGAGUCAUUGUUGUGUUGACACCCGUAGCGUGUGGUAGUCGCUCCUCAUGCACGGUGUUACCGCGCGGUAAACCGUAUCAAACGUCGACGCGACGUGCCUUCUGCGACGUCGAUUCGCGAUCAGCAGUGCCGUCGGUAAUUGUGCGCGAUAUACCGAGUGUCGCGAACCGUGCUACGUGAAGUACAGAGAGAGAUAUAUAUGUAAUCAGCAUUGGUGGAUUUUUACAGUCGCGCGCGCAGUUAUAUAAUCGCCGCAGCGGAGCAAAGCGCUUGCGAGAAUUGACGUAGACGGAAAGAGAGAUAGAGAAGGAAGAGGAGAAGCAAGAAAGAAGAUAGAUACAUCGCCUACACAUAUACUACAGUAUAAAAUAACGUGUACAUACCUACAUGUAUGCUGACGAGUAGGAACAAGUUGUUGAAUGUUUGACGGAAAUUGCAAGAAGAUUCUUCGUUUGGUAGCUCUUCGGACCCGAUAAGCGAGCCGCAGAGACUGCUCGCUCCGGAGGCGAAAAGCAACGGUGGUUCGCGAGGGAGAAUCGGUAUUCCAUCGAGCGACGAGUUGAUCAGCCCGGCGGUAUCCAUGGUGCGAAGCCUGACGAUGGAACCGACGUUCUACGAGAACGCGAGCGUUUACGGAACGGUGAACGGUCGCGAGAACAGCAUGGGCCAGCUUAAGCGGAACCUCACGCUCGAUUUGAACGGUUGCCAGAGGCAGGGACCUCAGGUGAAGAGGCCGCGGUUGGGUCCGCUGCCACCUGCCCUCAACAACGUCACGCCGAUCCUGAGCUCGCCGGACCUCAAUAUGCUGAAGCUAGCCUCGCCGGAGCUAGAAAAGUUCAUCAUGACACAGUCGGAUAGCCUGGUCACCGGUCUCCCUACACCAACUACCCAAAUUCUAUUUCCCAAGACGGUCACUGAAGAUCAGGAAUUGUACGCGCGCGGCUUCAUCGACGCGCUUAAUGAACUACAUCACUCCGAUAGUUCGCAGGAACCCGGCAGCGUGCACGGUGCGACUUAUACAACUCUCGAACCGCCCGGUAGCGUGCAGAGCACAGAAUCUACUAUGAGCAAUCCGAACUUGGUGCACGUGAAGGACGAGCCGCAGACGGUACCGAGUGUAUCGAGCACACCGCCGAUGUCACCGAUCGAUAUGGAGAACCAGGAGAAGAUCAAGCUGGAGAGGAAGCGACAGAGGAACCGCGUGGCCGCCUCCAAGUGCCGACGGCGCAAACUCGAGCGCAUCUCCAGGCUCGAGGACAAGGUCAAACUGCUCAAGGGCGAGAACACCGAGCUAAGCGGUAUUGUGCACAAGCUCAAGGAACACGUGUGCCGGCUCAAGGAGCAGGUUAUGGACCACGUGAAUGCCGGCUGUCACAUCGUGCCUGGCCAAUUCUGAAGUUUCUCAAACGCCGCCUCCCCCCCAGAGAUGAAACUGCGAAUGUUAAUGCUCGCUCCUUUUACAAUUGUUCUCUCGUCGGGCCCGCUAUCGUGCUCUUCAUCAUCUUGCCUUUCGUAGUUCCACGAAGGAGCUUUUGAACACUGAACUCUUGCAACAGUUGUUAAUUAACAGUUGUCAUUCGGUUUCGUUCUUCCGCGACUGUAACCAGGAAGAAUCUUCAUCGUGUGGAUACAGGCUUAUGUUUCGCAUAUGAAAAAUGUUCUCUCUAUUUCGACCUCAAGAAAAUUUAGAAGCUUCCUUCCCUUUUAUAUGAGAAAGGAACCAAACAGCCCUAAAAAAGCAAAGCUCACUUCUGCCUACUGAUACUGCUAAUGGAAAAGUUCAUGAUACACAAAGGAAACGUUAUCUUAAAAAAGGAAACAAAGUGUCUCCAUGCCGGAAGAAAAAAGAAAGGUGAAGGGAGGAAGAGAAACAAGUCAGUCAAUUGCCGCAACUAACUUAUAAUCCUAAACUAAAUUCUAAACUAACAAAGGAGUCGGAAUCGAAGGAGAAGGAAGUCUGAACUCCGCCUCGAACCGCCGUUCUCUCCCUAAAGCGAUGGAGAACGAAGAUCCCAAAAUCGUCCGUGAUCGGAUUUUUCGAUCCUUGUGAUUGACUUGAAAAAUGUUUACAGUUUUCUAUCUUAAUUCUUUUGUGACUUGACUGGAAGGAGACACCAUCGCGCGACGGAACAGCAACAGCGGGCGGAGCAGGAGAAGGAGGUGACGGUCAAAGUGGAGAAGGAGGAAGGAGUGCCUUCGUAGAAACGUGAAACGUAAAGAAUGCUUUUAGAAGAGUGGCGGGCGUGCGCGCGUGCGUGUUUUGCGCAUGCGAGAGACUUUAUGCGCACGAACACGCUCGACGAAUGCGUGCGUGCAUGUACGAGAGGGAGAAAGAGUAUGAGAGAGCGAAAGAGAAUAUAUACGCGUGCAAGAAGGAGGGAGAGGUAGCGCGAGGGGGAGAGCAUCGCGACAGCCAUUUUAGAGAACGCUCGGCGGGAGCUGAGGCGGGAGAUACGAAUCUUUCUACUGGAAGGUUCAAGCUCUUCUUUCAUUCUUCCCGUUUUGUUAUCGGAGAAGCCCCAUUUUCACGACCUUCGAACGUCCCUUUGUAUUUUAGAGCGCACAGAGAAAAAUAUCAUUCUACUGCCAAGAAAAGCGAUUACUCAGUUUCUUUUUCUUUUUUUAAGUAAUAGAUUUCUUCAACAAGGAAUAUAUUCUCUUGAUAAUAAUCUUAAAAUAUACUCAUCACAAGUGUUAGAAGGUCUCAUUAUCGUGAACUCGAAAGAAGAAUUUAUUUUUCUUUUCAAGAAUAUUGUAAAGUAUGUUG